Messenger RNA from Trichomonas vaginalis G3, 1075 nucleotides. Its product is annotated as armadillo (ARM) repeat-containing protein family. The annotation marks the transcript as partial. The transcript has a single exon. The record is from RefSeq and is a predicted model, not a curated record. NCBI's taxonomy places the organism in Eukaryota, Parabasalia, Trichomonadida, Trichomonadidae.
AUGGAAAAAAUCGAGGAAAAAUCCAAACACACAUUUACUAUUGAUGAUAAAUAUUCAGUCAACAAUGAUAUAUACAAAUUAUAUAGUCACAACCCACAUUCAAUUGAUAUAAAUAAAAAAUUAAUAAAGGAAAUCAUUCAAAGCUAUCUUUCAGAGGAUGACAUCAAAAUUAUUUCGAGUACACUAAGAUGCCUUACAUUAGUAUUUCAAAAUUCUUCCUCAUCUAACUGUCCAUUCACAAACUCAGAAGUAUUAGAGAUUAUUAAUCAAUUUACAUCUCAAGAAUUUUUACAAGGAAAGCCAAUUCUUCAUGAAGCAAUUCGACUAGCAGCAGUUUGUACCAAAAACAAAAAGUUUGUACAAGAUAUGAAUGAAUACGCUUGUAUCAAUCUUUUUCGGGACCUUGCUUUAAAAAUUAACAAUGAUUCCAUGAUUUCAUUAUCAUUAAACGCGAUCAGUAAUAUAAUAUACUAUAAAGACGUAACAGAAGAUACAAUAACAUCACUAUUAAAUGGAACAAAUGAUAUUUUGAAAAAAGUCUACCUAGACAAUAAAUAUUACUAUCCUGAUGCAUUAUUUUCUCUUUUACACUUGACAAAGAUGAUAAUAGAUCAAUAUAAUCCAGCAUUAGAACUUUCACAACACAAAGUUAUUCAAUUUUUACCAAAUUUCUUCGGACUGGAUUCCGAAAUCGUUAUCAAAGCUAGUAUCAGUCUUUGCGAAACAUUGUAUCGAAUGGAUCUUGAUAUUGAUUCAGAUUCAAUUGUAUUAAUUUGUAGAUUGUUUAUUCGUGGAAAAUCUAAAUAUAGAGCGGCAUCAAUCAGAGCUAUCAGUGCAUAUUUUCACCAUUUUCCUGAUUGUUUAUUUAAUUUAGAUCAAAUUUCUUAUUCUGAUGAAGGAAGUAUCUUUGAUUUCCUUUAUAGAAAUGUUUUGCAAAUUAUCAGUGAAGGACCAUUUAGUUUGUCUUCUUACGCGAUUUCUAUUUUGUAUUCUAUCUUGGAGUCUGAUGUUUCUAUAUUAGAAAAGAACGGAGAUUUGAUUGUAACUUCUUUACAGAAUGUUUUACUCGGUGUAG